AGCAGCCCGUCCGGCUCGGCGACCAUAGGAGACAGAAAAAGGCAGCAGAGAGUAUCUUACCGGCUUCACAGAGAACCGAGUGUCCGUGUACGGUUAAACACGUCCGUUAUUGUUUACAUUUAGUCCCAGAAUGUCGCUGUUCGGUAAGUUAUUCGGUAGCGGCGGUAAGGGAGGCAAAUCGCCGACACCCCAGGAGGCGAUCCAGAAACUCCGAGAGACCGAGGAGAUGUUGGCCAAAAAACAGGACUUCUUAGAAAAGAAAAUCGACCAGGAGCUGAUGACGGCGAAGAAGAACGGCACGAAAAACAAACGAGCGGCUCUACAGGCCUUGAAAAGGAAAAAGCGUUACGAGAAGCAGCUGGCUCAGAUCGACGGGACGCUGUCCACCAUCGAGUUCCAGAGGGAGGCGCUGGAGAACGCCAACACCAACACAGAAGUGCUCAAAAACAUGGGCUACGCUGCCAAGGCCCUGCAGGCUGCACACCAACACAUGGACAUAAACAAAGUAGACGAUCUGAUGGCUGACAUCACAGAACAACAGGAAGUGGCUCAAGAAAUCUCAGAUGCAAUUUCCAGACCGGUCGGUUUCGGAGAAGAGUUCGACGAGGAUGAGCUGAUGGCUGAGCUGGAGGAGAUGGAGCAGGAACAACUUGACAAAGAUCUUCUGGCUGUUGAAGGAACCGAGGACGUUCCUCUACCCAGCGUACCGUCGACAUCACUACCAUCUAGACCAGCCAAAAAGGUGGAGGAAGACGAGGACGACAUGGCGGACCUGGAGGCCUGGGCGGCUAACUAAGCUAGCUCGCCCUAGCUAGCUCGUGCCCCUCUCCUGUCUGUCUGUGUGCUAGCAGCUAGCAGCUAGCUGCUAACUGCUCCCAGACUUGUGGAGGAGAGACAGGGACUCUGGGCUGCUGAGCUGGCUGCUGGCAUGUUGCUCUGUCUUAAAGCCUUUUGUCCCAGUAUCUAACCACACCCCAACCCUAAAGUAUGCACUUGUGCACAUAUUCAGUGAGUUAAAAAUGAAACCAGGCCGGCCCAUCUCCUCCGAUUAAUGUCCCGGUAAUAAUCCCUCAGCUGCAGCUGAACACUCCCCAGUUUCCAAGGGGCGUAGAGCAGGGAAAGCAAAUGCCCCGCCCCCUUAUUUUAGAGGAAAAAGACAACAUGAAUGAGCACUUUUGGACAGAAAAAGUGCAAGUGCGUACUUCUAGGGGAAGGGUGUGUGGAGGACCAGGACGAGGCCUGUUUCUGGGACGAAUGUGAAGAAUAAAAGGAUGUAAGGUGGGAGGCAAAACAAACAAACAAACAGAAAGAAAGACAACAUGAUUCAGCCAUUUUUCUGCUUCCUGCGUCGUCGUACGAUGAUGACGACGACCCAUCGCCUACACUAUCUCUGCUAAAUCUCAGCAGCAGUUAUAAACAGAUGAAUGAGGAAAAAUGUAGGACUUUUUCAUUGAAAUAUCGCUGUUAAACUAUAAAACACCAUCAAGCAACAACAUGUUGUAAAGGGAGGAUCCAUGUCUCUAUAUCUCAUAUCACUCAUUAGGCACUCAGGAGCCAAACAGUUAAAUCCCUAACAUGUUUUAUAAGUGCCUGGUUUUAAUUAAUGCCAUCCGUAAGGUUUCCAGGUGGGAAUGUUAAAACACUAAAAGCUUUGAAACUGGCGUUGCAGCUACGUUUCUCACAUCUAAUCUGCCACGACUGAAGCGUAGAGAUUUACUGAACUAUACAUUUAACCACCAGAUGUGAAAAAGCAAGAAAAAAAACAUUUUCUAGGAACUUUUCUUCUUCAGACAGUGAAAAUUAGCUCUUAGCUUGCAGGCUCAUUUCACCAGUAAGUGUCUUUACCUGUGGCUGCGACAAAAUAAUUAUACGAGACAAAUUACUGUUUUCUUUACAUUUUUAUUUGUAUUCAUCAUUGGCAUCAGCCCAUUUGAGUUUCUAUUCAAUUGUCAAAAUGUGCAGCUAAUAUAAAGCAUUAAAAAGUCAAUUUAAAUGUGCACCAGAGCUUUUGAAACUUACGAAAUUCUACGGCCCGGCGCCUUAACUCUCUAAAUUUUGUCAACUUCAAGCCUAGUUUUGAGUUUUUCUAGCGAAUUUUGUCAACUUCAAGCCUAGUUUUGAGUUUUUCUAGCGAAUUUUGUCAACUUCAAGUCUAGUUUUGCGUUUUUCUAGCGAGGCGAGCUUAUGAUUCCAAAUCUCCUGAGAUAUUUCUUAUGAAAUCAUAUUAAUAAAUGCUCAUUAUGGCCUAUUAGUAGGUUGUUUUAUCUUCAUUGUGAGGAUCAAAAUAAGGUUAGCGGAUGUGGAAAAGAAUGUUUUCUAGGAACAUUUCUUCUUAAUUCUACAAGAUGAAUUACUGUUUUCUUUACAUUUUUAUUUGUAUUCAUCAUUGGCGUCCGCUCAUUGGAGUUUCUAUUCAAUUGUCAAAAUGUGCAGCUAAUAUAUGGCAUUAAAAAGUCAAUUUAAAUGUACAUCAGAGCUUUUGAAACUUACGGUCCGAAGCCUUAACCUCAAAAUUUUGUCAACUUCAAGUCUAGUUUUGAGUUUUUCUAGCGAGGCGAGCUUAUGAUUCCAAAUCUCCUGAGAUAUUUCUUAUGAAAUCAUAUUAAUAAAUGCUCAUUAUGGCCUAUUAGUAGGUUGUUUUAUCUUCAUUGUGAGGCUCAAAAUAAGGUCAGCGGCUCCAUUCGGACAUUUUAUCUCUUUUUUUGGGCCAAUAAUGGCUCUAUGGCUCUAUACCAACAAAAUACUAUCUUGUACUUGCAGUUCAGUGAUUCCCGACCUUUUAUUUUCUUUUUUCUUGAUAUUAAAUAAAGUCAUAAAGCUCUAAUGUGGCUGCCAGAUAACGCCUUGAGUGUAAAACUUCUGUUGACCUCCACGUGUCAGUUUGUGGUUUAACGUCGAUGUUCUGUGAGAAAAUCCUACAUUGUUUGAAUUUGAAGAUAAUGUGUGUGAGUGUGUGUGGUGUUUUUCAAGCCUUUUGACACAGUGACCUCUUGUGCAUAUUUAGUCAAAUUGAGAUGGUGAGCUGGAUCUUUCUUUUCCUCAGUACGCUCCUGACUCACCUGUAGUGCAAAACUGAUUUUAAAUCCCGUGGAGAGGCCGCCGUGGGGCCGUGCUGGCUCCGUGUCGCUCUGCGGGAUGAUAAAAACGGCGCUCGCCGCCCCGCCAUGUACGGCUGUAGCUGCACGCCACUCCUUCUGUCAGCAGACACGUUUAUGCAUGGACGCACCGGGGUCGGCCCGCUAUCAAAUCAAACACAUGGUUGAGAAUGUAAUUUAACCCUCUGGGGACGUUUCUGAACACUUUUGAUUUUUUGCUCUUCAUGUACCACAUAAAAAAUGUUUAUAUGCCCAUAUUUGGUAUCCAGUUUUUCUUCACCUAUAUGAUCUGACAGUUAUUUUCUCACUUUAAUCAACAUAUUGAGCCCAAAAAUCAUGAAAUCUGAGUUAAAAUUAUACGAUUUACUACAAUAAAAACCACAAAUAUGCUCAAUGAACUGUUUUGGAACUUGGAAAUGUAAACAUAAGAUGCAAAUAUGAACAUAUAAAAAGGUAAACAUUUAAAUAUAAUAAAACUAUAUGCAAAAAAGUCCCAUAAAAACAUUUAUAGGUGUUUUUUUUUCCUUGUUAGCUGCAACUCUUCAAAACAAACUAUGUGUGAAAUUACCCAGAGAGCUCCACCAACGCUCAAAUAUUUCUGUACUAUCAAAUUAAAAUGAUCAUAUCUUUGGUUUUACAUGAGCUAGGAAUGUCAAACAAAAACUGGGAGAAAGUUUCAAGUCUGAACUUUGUAGUGAAGUUGCUAGCAGCGCUCCAUGUUAGCUCGUUUUUUUGUUAAACGUCACAUUUUCUGAUCAGGACGGUACGAUCAUAGACCCCAGAGGGUUAAACACAACCUGAAAUAUACAAAUUAAACAAAGUAGUAAUUUGAAAUUCUAGAAAUGCCCUGCUUAGCCUGCUGCCCCCGCGACCCGGCCACCGGAUAAGCGGAGGAAACUGGACGGAUGGGACACAAAAUCAACUUAUUUGUGAGCGGGCCGACCCCAGUCCUGAUAUAUUUAAAGACAAACUAUUGAAAAGACACUUGCAUAUGCCAAUAUAUAGUUUGUAUUUCUUCUUUUCUGCUUACCUCGAAUAUCACUCAUGUUCUAUCUGGCUGCACAGAAACACAGUGUGACUGUAGCCAGUUCUGCUCAGAGCUGUACGAAAACCGUUGGACAUUGGAGGAUCUCCGUGUGGCAGCCGUGUUGCUCUGUGACCGGGGUUCUGUACAGUUUAUCUUAAUAAAGUUGGGAUUUGGUCCAAGUAUCAGAA
This is a messenger RNA of Centropristis striata (black sea bass), 4310 nucleotides long. It is a transcript of the gene chmp4ba, whose product is annotated as charged multivesicular body protein 4Ba. Gene Ontology annotation, biological process: vesicle budding from membrane; late endosome to vacuole transport via multivesicular body sorting pathway. The record is from RefSeq and is a predicted model, not a curated record. NCBI's taxonomy places the organism in Eukaryota, Metazoa, Chordata, Actinopteri, Perciformes, Serranidae. Bases 131 to 796 code for a protein of 221 amino acids. Gene Ontology annotation, cellular component: ESCRT III complex; multivesicular body; cytoplasmic side of plasma membrane. The transcript has 5 exons.